AUGUCUCCGGACACCAAUCUUGGGCGCUAUGAUGUGCCAACAGCCGACACCAUGAUGAACUCUGCUCAUAAAGAGAGAGAACCAGAGCUUCAUAUAGAGUUUGAUGGCACCACGGUAUUGUGCCGUGUCUGCGGUGACAAGGCUAGUGGAUUCCAUUACGGCGUGCAUUCCUGUGAGGGAUGCAAGGGCUUCUUCCGCCGCUCCAUCCAGCAGAAGAUCCAAUACAGGCCCUGCACUAAAAAUCAGCAGUGCUCCAUCUUAAGAAUUAACAGAAAUCGGUGCCAGUACUGCCGAUUGAAAAAAUGUAUCGCCGUUGGAAUGAGCAGAGAUGCUGUCCGAUUUGGACGUGUACCAAAACGCGAAAAAGCGCGCAUUUUAGCGGCGAUGCAACAAUCUUCAUCGUCUCGUGCGCAAGAACAAGCAGCAGCCGCAGAGUUAGAUGAUGCUCCACGGUUGCUGGCGAGAGUGGUACGCGCUCAUCUCGACACCUGCGAGUUUACCCGCGACCGCGUGGCCGCUAUGCGCGCACGUGCUCGUGAUUGUCCCACCUACUCUCAACCCACUUUGGCUUGUCCGUUAAAUCCAGCGCCGGAAUUGCAGUCUGAGAAGGAAUUUUCUCAAAGAUUCGCUCACGUUAUCCGUGGCGUGAUCGACUUCGCUGGCCUCAUACCUGGAUUCCAGUUACUCACUCAAGACGACAAGUUCACAUUGUUAAAGAGUGGUCUUUUUGACGCAUUAUUUGUGCGGCUUAUUUGUAUGUUUGAUGCUCCUCUGAACAGUAUAAUAUGCCUAAAUGGACAGCUAAUGAAACGUGAUUCUAUCCAGAGUGGAGCUAACGCACGUUUUUUGGUAGAUUCUACAUUUAAGUUUGCUGAACGUAUGAAUUCCAUGAAUUUAACAGAUGCAGAAAUAGGCCUUUUCUGCGCCAUAGUUCUAAUUACCCCGGAUCGCCCAGGUCUUCGUAAUAUUGAAUUAGUAGAAAGAAUGCACGCCAGACUGAAAGCGUGUCUACAGACCGUCGUUACACAAAACAGACCUGAUAGACCCGGUUUCCUACGUGAACUAAUGGACACUCUGCCUGAUUUACGUACAUUGAGUACGCUUCAUACAGAAAAACUUGUCGUUUUCCGUACGGAGCAUAAGGAAUUGUUACGGCAACAAAUGUGGGGUGAUGAAGAAGGAUGCUCCUGGGCGGACUCGGGCGCCGAUGAGUCUGCUCGCAGUCCUAUUGGAUCAGUUUCUAGCAGCGAGUCUGGUGAAGCUGUAGGAGACUGUGGGACGCCAUUACUCGCUGCAACACUAGCUGGACGCCAAAGGCUUGAUUCUCGGGGCUCUGUGGACGAGGAAGCCCUCGGUGUAGCUCACCUGGCUCACAACGGGCUAACAGUGACAGCAGUGCGCCCUCCACCACUUUAUCGUAAACUGGACUCCCCUACCGACUCCGGUAUUGAGUCUGGAAACGAAAAACAUGAAAGAAUUGUUGGUCCCGGCUCAGGCUGCUCGAGUCCGCGGUCGUCGCUAGAGGAACAUUUGGAGGACAGACGACCACCUGCCCUCGCUGAUGAUAUGCCUGUUUUAAAGCGCGCAUUAGAAGCACCGCCAAUAACGCGCCCGCCUUUCGAUGUGCCACGUCCACGCUCUCUAAUGGAAGAAGCGUACAAUCGUCAUAAAAAGUUCCGUGCUAUGCGCCGUGAUACGGGUGAAGCCGAAGCGCGAGCUGUGCCGCUAACUCCGUCGCCACAGCCGCCUCAGCAUCCGCACCCAGCGAGCCCCGCCCAUCCGGCGCAUUCGCCACGUCCUCUGCGGGCAUCUCUCUCAUCGACACACUCUGUGCUGGCUAAGAGUCUGAUGGAGGGCCCCCGAAUGACGCCGGAGCAACUGAAACGCACGGACAUCAUCCAGCAGUACAUGAGGCGCGGCGAGGUGGCAGGCGCGAGUGGCGCGAGCGAGGGUUGCCCGCUGCGUGCCGGCGGCCUGAUCACCUGCUACCGCGGCGCGUCCCCGGCGCCCGAACCCGUGCUGGAGCUGCAGGUGGACGUCGCAGAUGCACCACUCAACCUCUCCAAAAAGUCGCCAUCACCACCGCGCUCCUACAUGCCACGCAUGCUGGAGGCG
Molecule: messenger RNA, 2115 nt
Organism: Brenthis ino (lesser marbled fritillary)
Lineage: Eukaryota; Metazoa; Arthropoda; Insecta; Lepidoptera; Nymphalidae
Source: the annotation of a GenBank genome assembly